Gossypium raimondii (Peruvian cotton) is the source of this 1745-nucleotide messenger RNA. Its product is annotated as serine--tRNA ligase. The record is from RefSeq and is a predicted model, not a curated record. The transcript has 9 exons. Gene Ontology annotation, cellular component: cytosol. Gene Ontology annotation, molecular function: tRNA binding; ATP binding; serine-tRNA ligase activity. Bases 129 to 1472 code for a protein of 447 amino acids. NCBI's taxonomy places the organism in Eukaryota, Viridiplantae, Streptophyta, Magnoliopsida, Malvales, Malvaceae. Gene Ontology annotation, biological process: seryl-tRNA aminoacylation.
GAAUAAACCCAACCAGGAAAACAAACAGUCACUGAAUCUAGGGUUUCUCUGUGUUUGCCUUAAGCUUAUUCAGUCAGUGAAUUAAGCUGCUUUGUGAGAAAUCAAAGGAGGAAAAAAAAAGAACAAAAAUGUUGGAUAUCAAUUUGUUCAGAGAAGAAAAGGGUCACAAUCCAGAGAUCAUUCGUGAAUCUCAACGUCGUCGUUUCGCCAAGGUCGAAGAUGUCGAUGCCAUCAUCGACCUUGACAAAGUCUAUCGUCAAUUGUUGUAUGAUCUCGAAAAUCUGCGAAAAGAGUUCAACAAGAUCAAUAAGCAAGUUGCUCAACUUAAAAUUGCUAAGCAAGAUGCAACGGAGACGAUUGCAAAAACAGAGGAGAUUAAACAGAAAAUCGCUGUGAAAGAUACUGAAGUUAAGGAUGCUUGGGCUGUUUUGAAAUCUAAAUUGGAGAAAAUUGGGAAUCUUGUGCAUGAUUCGGCUCCAAUCAGUGACGAUGAAGCAAAUAAUGCUGUGAUUAGAACUUGGGGUGAGAAGCGGUCAGAGCCUAAGCUAAAGAAUCAUGUUGACCUUGUCGAGCUUCUCGGGAUUGCUGAUACGAAAAAGGGCGCUGAUGUAGCAGGAGGGAGAGGUUUCUACCUUAAAGGAGAUGGGGUGCGUCUCAAUCAAGCUUUGAUCAAUUUUGGGCUUGAUUUUUUGGAGAAAAGGGGGUAUACAGCAUUGCAAACACCUUUCUUCAUGAGGAAAGAUGUUAUGGCCAAGUGUGCUCAAUUGGCCCAGUUCGAUGAGGAACUUUACAAGGUGACCGGUGAGGGUGAUGACAAGUAUCUUAUUGCAACAGCCGAACAGCCCCUCUGUGCUUACCACGUGGAUGAUUGGAUCCAGCCCUCGGAGCUACCUAUAAGGUAUGCUGGAUUUUCGUCUUGCUUUCGUAAAGAAGCCGGUUCACAUGGCCGUGAUACUUUGGGGAUUUUCCGGGUUCAUCAAUUUGAGAAAGUGGAGCAAUUCUGCAUUACCAGCCCAAAUGGCAAUGAUUCGUGGGACAUGCACGAGGAAAUGUUGAAGAACUCUGAGGAAUUUUAUCAGGAGCUAAAGCUACCUUAUCAAAUCGUCGCCAUUGUUUCUGGCGCUCUUAAUGAUGCUGCUGCCAAGAAAUACGACUUGGAAGCAUGGUUUCCUGCAUCUCAAACUUACAGAGAGCUGGUGUCUUGCUCGAAUUGUACAGAUUAUCAAUCAAGGCGACUAGAAAUCAGAUACGGGCAGAAAAAGAACAAUGAACAGGCAAAACAAUAUGUUCAUCUGUUGAACUCGACUCUCACCGCAACAGAAAGGACCAUGUGCUGCAUACUUGAGACUUACCAGAAAGAAGAUGGUGUCGAAAUACCCGAAGUUUUACAACCGUACAUGGGUGGGAAGUCUUUCCUGCCUUUCAAGACCAAGCCGGCACCUGAAGCUAAAGGGAAGAAAUCAAAGGCCUAGUAAGGCUCAAAUUGGCUAAAACUAUUUUUGUUGCUCUGAAAUUGUUUGUCUUUAACCUUUUCUUUAUGAUGAAACUUGAGUAUACCAUUGAAUUAUUUGUGGUACAUUGCAAAACAUAAGCCGAAUCCCCGCCUUGAUACCACGUUUCGAGGUGUUGUUGGAACAAGGAGAAGGUGACAUUUAAGGAUUUGUAUAACCAUUGUAGUUUUAAGUUUUAAUUGAAUGUUUUCUCAUUGAUGUACAAUAGAAUGGAUUUUUGUUCUUUUUUGGUUA